This is a messenger RNA of Symbiodinium necroappetens, 243 nucleotides long. Lineage: Eukaryota; Dinophyceae; Suessiales; Symbiodiniaceae. The record is from the annotation of a GenBank genome assembly.
GACUUCGCGGAGUGUGGAGAGCUGGUCUCCUGCCGGUGUCUGAAGAAUGAGGACGGGCAGCUUAAGGGCAUCGCCUUCGUCGAGUUCAAAGAUGAAGAGGCGGUGAAGAAGGCCUUGGAGUUCAAUGAGACCGAAUACAGUGGACGAACCAUCUACGUCAGCAAAGCGGGCGACCGUGAAGGUAAGUCCAAGGACGGCAAAGGUAAGAAGGGCAAGGCGACCUCGGCCAACAAAGCAGCCAAG